Messenger RNA from Rhagoletis pomonella (apple maggot), 5408 nucleotides. RefSeq lists its product as uncharacterized. The transcript is spliced from 4 exons. Bases 1 to 4470 code for a protein of 1489 amino acids. NCBI's taxonomy places the organism in Eukaryota, Metazoa, Arthropoda, Insecta, Diptera, Tephritidae. The record is from RefSeq and is a predicted model, not a curated record.
AUGGUAACAACGGAGGCUUUAUGUGUGGAUCGCUUGACACAAAAUCUUCCUGGCCACACAAUCAACAACGAAAAACUUGAUUAUUUCAACAACCUGAAAUUGGCUGAUCCCCAAUACAACUUAAGUGGACGGAUUGACAUCAUCGUGGGUGCUUACUACAAGACAAGAUUAAAAGAUGUACCGCCAGGUGCUCAUACAUCACGAUAUCUUUCGUAUCAACGCAUCUUAUGGAGGGGUGAUGCAAAUAAGCAAAUACAGGAAUACAAUUUAAGGACCUAUGGAACAGCCUGCGCGCCUUUCCUGGCUACCAGAACACUGCGUCAAGUAGCGAUUGACAAUGCAGAACUGAAUCCCAAUGUUCCAAGCGCUAUCGAAACCUGUUUUUACGUAGAUGAUUUCAUAUCACGCGCAACUAGUGUAGAGGGGGCUACUAAACUAAAAAAUGAUUUGUGUAAAAUUCUUGACAGUGCUGGAUUUAACUUGCGGAAAUGGUCGACGAAUUCACCACAGUUCAUUGAUAGCAUUCCCACACAAGACAGAGAGUCCUCUACAGAGACCGUAAUCAAUGAUACCCAAACCGUGAAAACCUUGGGGUUAUUGUGGAAUACAACCAAGGAUUGCUUUAAAUUUAGUGUGGCGCUGGAGGCCAUGCCACAUGUCGUUACAAAACGUGCAGUCUUGUCUGAUAUAUGCAAUAUCUUCGAUUCGAUCGGUUGUUUGGCACCAGUUGUCGUUAGCAUUAAAAUUUGUAUGCAAAGGCUGUGGCUGAGAGGCAUUGACUGGGAUCAACCAUUGCCCGAAGAUCUAUUAACCCAAUGGCUUGUGUUACGUGAUAGUAUGUGUCAGAUAACCAACCUGCAGAUUCCAAGAUGGUUACAAUUGUCAGACAACAGACACGUCGAGCUCCACGGAUUCGCUGCCUCAUCAGAGUUGGCAUAUUUAGCUGCAAUAUAUUUGUGGGUGCGACGUCCAGAUGGACUAAUCUAUACAAAUCUUAUUGCUGCAAAGACUAGAGUAGCCCCACUACCACGUUUGGAGUUGUGCGCGGCGCAGCUAAUGGUAAAACGGAUGGUGAAGCUGCAGCAUAUAUUCAACAUUGAGAAUGAUAGGAUAUUUGAAACAAAAGGAAAUGCCAGAGCAAAGGUUGCUGCUUUGUUAUGUACAAGAUCAGUUUCUGCUACAACAGUAUCAGGGCCGAUAUCCACAUUAGCAGGCUUAAGGGCUCAUGCUGCUGAGAUACCUAAUACUAAUGAAAAAAUAAAAUUGCGGUUAAAGUUGGAGAAGAAGGAGCCGAUAUCUCCGGCUUAUAAGGUAGAUGUUUCUUUUGUUGCUUCAACAAAGCUUUUAUCAUCGGCGGAUUCUGCAAGCAACAAUUUAGGUACAGCGACGCAAAGUAAGAGUAACACCAGUACUCAACUUAACAUGAAUAUAAUAAAAAAUGCUAGUCUCACGCCAACGUCCUUACAACAAAUUGAAACAGAGCAAUCUCAUUCUAUACAACAUCAACAAAUUGCUUUCAACAAUUUUACGCUUCCACAAACAUCCGUUAGUGUAGCACAAACUCCAACAGAAGAACUACGUGUGCCUCCAUUACACAUCAGUCUGAGAGGUGGAAAAAACUCAAUUGUUAUUAAAAAUUUUCGCAAAGAUCAAAAAAAGCCUCCGCAUUUGCUAAAUAUACCAACUGUUGCAUCGGGUGGAGUUAGUGAAGAUGAUUUAAAUCAUACAACAAAUAAGCAAUUAAAGCUACAGACUUUACAACUAUCCCAAGUUGCUACCGAGGAUAUGACUCAAGAAAAAAUGCCACUCUACGGAACCACGGUUUCGACGUCAUCAGUUUUUAAUAGCAACAGUGAAAACUGCAACAAAUCCAUGACAGUAAUGACGUCAACACAACCGCUAACACUAACGACUACCAGCGGAGAAGUUACAACUAUAACCCCAUCGGUGUCUAUCUCGUCAAUGGUGGGGAUGUCAACAGCAAAGCCUUCCUUCCUGGGUAACAAGAAUGGAGUAACAAUAAGUGCAAUUAAAUCCCUUGAAUCAAAAGCUGGCAGCGGUUCAAGUGGCAGUAAAAGUAUAGUAGUUGGAUCGACAAAUACGGGUACGUUAAGUUUUCCAUCUCAACUGAUGCACCAGUCGCAAUAUCAAAAACAUGUAGGGUCAGUAACUUUAACCCAACAGCAGCUACAUUCAUCUAAAGUUCUACCAAGUAUGCCUGGUAAUAUAACACUCAAUGCAAUAUCGAACAGUAGCACAAUAAACUGUUCUAGUGAUAGUUCUGUAAAUGUAGCGAAUCGUGUCAUUAAUAGUUUGAGUUUAGCGACAGCGGCGACGAUUACAUCUGUUGGUGUUGGUGUUGGUGGCGGCAAACCGCUGACAAAAAUUAAUAAACCGCCAUCUUAUUUAACAGCGCUUCAACAACUUCAACUUCAAAAGCAUCAACAAAAGCAGUUAAAUAAGCAAGCCCAACAAUUUGGGGCUCUUAAUGAUUGUCAUACAGCCCAGCAGACUAUUGUAGCAGUGGCGACCAUGUUGCCAAGCGCAACAACCCUAAAGCGAGUGACAGUCCCGAAUUCGACGGCAGAACAAACAAAUUUAGUUGUCAAAACAGAAAAUAAUACUUCGCCGACAGGAACAAAUGAACCUACGGAUGUAAAAUCACCCACAGUCAUCUUACCAACAUCCUUGACGAAUACAGUUGGUGUUGAAAAACAAGUUCAAGAAACUCCACGAAGCGAAAUUGGUUCAACGAUUUCAACGACUGUAACCAAUGGAUGUACCAACGUUAGUAGCAUUAUAGUUUCUAGUAGUCAAGGCCUAGUUAUCAGUACUGCCUCAUCUGCUCUACCCAAUGUUAUGUUACGAAAUUCACCUGCAAGUAACGGAAGUGGCACCCCUGGCCAUGGCAACGGCAAUGGUACUGGUGAAGAUAGUGGUAUUGAGUCAAUGGAUGCUCUGUCUGAAAAAAGCCCGCAUCAACAGUCGUCAAGCAGUCCGAUACAACAACAAAUAAGCAACGUUGAAAAACCCGCCACCUUAUCAAUAGUUUUAAAAAACUCUUCGGUAAAUGAGGCAAAGAAAGAAAACUCAGAAUUAAUAGAAGUGACAUCUCCAAUAUUAAAGGAUAGUAUUGAAGAUAAAACAGAAUUGAAUUCAAACUCGUCAAGAAAGCAUACAUUGCAUGAUUAUGCAGGCGGUGAAAUGGAAAACGCGUUGGCCAAAAUGGAAGGGUUUAAUGAAGAUUUUUCGGAUGCUGCAACAAACGUGUCAACUCCUGUUAGAACAGUUGCGAAGGCUUCUUUGUCAUUUGCGAAAAGCGAAUGUACGUGGUCUACUACGCCUCCGAAAAUGAAAACAAUUAUUAAUGGAGAACUUAAAAAUGAUAAAGUUGAAAGUAAAUCUCAAUGUGCUAUUGGGAAAACAUUUGAAGAAAAAGUGGAAAUAGGAGUAAAUGAUCGCAAAAAAAAUCAAGCGAUCUGCAAUGAUGAUACGCCUGCUAUCAAAUUUACUGAUUACAAUCUUGCUCCAGAAAAUAUAAAUAAAAUUCGUGAAUCUAAAUGCCAAGGAAAUGCAUUAAUUGACAUUGAAGAUAAAGUUGGGAUUGAAUUUCAAAAAAGCCGCCAUGAAUUGUCUUUGCAACCACAACGACAAGACUCUGCCUUUCCGCCUAUUUCCAUUGAAAUUCCGACUCAGAUUGAAUCUGAAUGUAGUCGCAUUCGCACACGUGCUAGUAGUCGGUUAGCGAGCCCCUUGGAUGCAAAUAAAGCAAGUCCAACGACAACAUCGGUAGAAGAAAUUACAAAUCCUUCUGUCGCUACUAGCAAUAAGUAUUCCCUUUUAAGAAGUGACAACGCCAGCCCACAACAAAACGCUGGAUGUGGAGUCAAUGGUUCACCACAGCUGGGUACGAUAUCUGUGCCUGGUACUUUAAAUAAGCGAAAACGUCGGGAAUCUGAGGAACUUACAGAAGAAAAACGAAUGCGAACAAGCAGAACUAUUACUGCACCUCACAACCUUCUUAAUAAUGGUAGUGACCUAAAAAAGGCUGACCUAUCUUUAUCAAGUGAUAUGCAAGAUACAAUGACGUGCAGCGACUUAAUAAAAAAUGAAGAGUCUUCUGACUCAGACGAACCUUUAAUUGAGGUGGCCGAAAAAGUACGCAAUUUGAAAGUCGGCAAUGCUACUGUUAACAGUAAUGACUCUACUAUUCACCUCCCAGUAGCGGAUGUAGCUGAAAAAAAUGAGUUUUGCAACAUACCUGGACUAGAAAAGGCAACUCGCAGUAGUCGAACAAUAGUCAAUCAAAACAAAAAUUCAAUAUGUUUUAAGCUUCGCAAAAAACUCGAUUGCACACACAUAUUUUUCUUUCCACGUCAUAAUCUUCAAAGAAAACCUGCCGUUGUGUCCCUAAACGUCAACAAGUUUUUUUGCAUUGUAUGGAAGGUUUCCUUAUCUGGCUCAAGUUGAUCCAAGUAAAAAGCACAUUCAGCAUUCAUAUUAUCUUUAAGCGAGUAUUUACAUUUACAAUAUCGGAUUGCAGCGAAUUUUCGCGUUCCUAACGUCAUAAAUGAAGCGCUUUCGAGCCAAGAAUACAACUAAAUCUUAAUUCCAAGUUGAUCUGCAAACAGAAGAACACUUUAAAAAGCACUCUCAACGAUCCUUUACACUUGUGCAGUAGGUUGGGUAUCGAUUAAUAGUUUGGUUUUAUUUUCUUUGUUACAGUAAAAUGAUGUAAGAUCAGUUGACUGUUGUUCCUGGAUAUUCAAAAUAUGUUUUAUACAGAUUCAUUAUUACAUUUUUACGAAAUUUUCUUUAGGGUGUUUUUUGGGCUCGCUGAUUACGAAUCUGAAGUCUGAUUUGGAAAAGUCUAAAUGACGGAUUCAAUAUUGCGGAUGAUUUUUUAAAAAAAGUUAUUACAUUUUUAGGAGUCUGUCUUUAGUGGUGUUUUUGGCCACGCUGAUUACGAAUCUGAAGCCAGAUUUUGAAAAUUCCAAAUUGCGGAUCCAACCUCAUUGCAACACGGGAUAAGUACCUUACAUGCCAAGAUAAGAAUUUUCGAGUUGUGUUUACAUAUUUCAUAUGGGUUUCUUAUCAAACAAUGGCAAAUAAGAUCCAUGUAAAAUAAAAAGGUAUGUGCAAAACGAAAAGCUACAAUUCAGAAAACGCUUUGGGAAAAUCUAAGCUGAUAAAGCUAAGCCAGGUGGAUCUAGUAAUAGCCGCUAGAACAACAACGACAACAACAGUAAUAGUAAUAGCGGAAAUGGUUUACAAGUCAUCGUGCAGUACAAGCGCUAUAAAUAGCUCAAUAAAUUACCAAAAUAUGCUCUUAAAUAUGCUAGAUCAAUGAAGUUUUAUUUAAUUUUGUUAGUAUUUUUAUUCGACAAUCUUGGAAUUACAGUAUAAGA